GUAAGGCGCACUGGCGGCAGACCUGCGGCACACACUGCGACCAUUUAGGAGAGGAGCAACCAAUUUACGGGACGUGAGUGGAAUUGAGAUGACAACCGGUCCAUCUCUAUGCGUCAACGUCAUCAGGAACAUCUCUGACUGAUGGGAAGCCACAAAAUGUAUUUGUUUCCAAGUUUGAUACAGUUGCUCACGUCUCAGUAAGAACGUUUAUUAGAAACAACAGGUUGACAACUUGCGACAAAGCCCGCCUUUGCAAGCCACCGAGAUUCCCAACUGGUUUUCUUCUUCCUGAUGAGUUUACUGAUUUUAAAGUGGAUAAAAACAUAAGUUUAGGUCUAAAAUGGAGACGGAACAGAAAUGGACAGACGCUGGGCAAAUGAGCCAAAAGCUACAGAAGAACCCUUCCAAAAAGCUGAGGUGGGACAACUGGAGAGAUUUUUCUUCCGUAACUCUUUGCAUCGCAUUAUCUCUGCUAAGUGUUGGAGUAUGCAUUGGUGUUUUUGUGCGGACGACGGCGUUGCAGUCCAGGAUAGUAAGUCUUGAGCAGCAGCACCUCGCUGCCUGGAUGUUGUCCCUGGAGCAGGUGGAGCCCGUUAUUUUGGACAGACUGGACCAAAUCCUGGAGAAGAAGCUUGCAGCGCGAUUACCAAAGACGCGAGACGUGAGGGAGGCCCCUUACAGCUGCUUGUGUCCUCCAGGUAUGGGUUCCAUUAUGUUUCCCAUUCUUUGGCCUUGUCUGAAGAAACUGUAA
This is a messenger RNA of Phycodurus eques (leafy seadragon), 751 nucleotides long. RefSeq names its product collagen alpha-1(XXIII) chain-like. Lineage: Eukaryota; Metazoa; Chordata; Actinopteri; Syngnathiformes; Syngnathidae. The transcript has 2 exons. The record is from RefSeq and is a predicted model, not a curated record. Bases 341 to 751 code for a protein of 136 amino acids.